AUGCAGAAGAGAGCGCUCGUGAUCAGCAUCCUCGUCGCUCUGGCUGUCAUCGUCGCGGUGAUCGUGGUGGUCGUGACGGUCUCUGCGUCUCACGCAUCCACCAGCUCCAAGAAAAAUGACGGUGACAAGACAAACUCCCCAAGCUUCAAGUCCAAGUCCCAUGCGAGCGACACAUUGCACAACUCCAAGAAGGACAACUCCCGUAGUGGAUCCACCGACGAAGUAGAGGAGACUACGGACCCGCUGGCUGAGAACUACGCGGUGUCUGCUCUGGCCAUUGGAGACUGGGGCCGAACCAUCGCAAAAGACGGUGGAUCCUGCUGUUCGCGUCGCAAAGCUUUCACUGUGCUGGACUACAACGCCAUGGAAUACGUCGCGAUUCUGUUGGGCCAAGCUGCAGCGGCAGCCCAACCUCGUCCUUCCGUCGUGAUCGGUCACGGAGACAACUUCUACUGGGACGGGCUGCACGAUUCGACGGACCAGGCCUAUCGCUUCCAGCAAACGUUCGAGGACAAGUACAACACCGCGAGUUUGGCUGGGAUCCCGUGGGUGAACGUCAUGGGGAAUCACGACUACGGUGGCGCCAGCUUCGUGUGCUCGAACGGAGAGCUGGCAACGGAAUGCGGCUCGACGGCCGAGCUGCUGGCCGCCUUGGACCGGAAGUUCGAGCUGCAGUCGCAGUACGUGAGUCCGCAGGACAACCGCUGGCUCAUGCCCGACCACUUCUUCGUCCACUCCAUCGUCGACCCGGCCUCGAACGUGAGCAUCGACAUCUUCAACCUGGACACGAACGACGCUGACACCCACGGCGCGCAACAGAUCUGCUGUCAAUGCUACGGAUACUCGGGCAAAGACGACGACGCGUGCGAAAACGUCAAGCGCGGUGACAGUCUGUGCGCUGGAGGAAACAACGGCAUGUUUGACGCGUGUAUGGACAAGCUACAAGCCUGGGGCGAAGACUCGCGCAAGAAACUCGUCGAGGCCGCGAAGGCCUCCACUGCGAACUGGAAGAUCGUCAAUACGCACUACUCGCCGUACAAUCACUACGCUCCUGGUCCAGCUGAGAAGUGGCGCGAGUUGCUGGACGGCUUGGGCAUCCAGCUCUUCCUGUACGGCCACACACACGGCGAGAAGCACGACUAUACGGCGUUCAAGACGCACUUCAUUGAGAACGGAGCGGGUGGUGGCAUCCAAAACGAGUCCCCCAGCGGCAUACCGCCGUAUGCUGAGGACUAUGUGGAGAACGUUUGGUCGGCUGGCCAUUACCCGUACGGCUUCUUCUCGCUGAAUGUGUCGCCCACAUGGUUGAAAGUGAGCUUCAACACGUUCGACGAUAGCUGGUCCAUGACGAAAGACUUGGACGCGACGGUAGUUGGCGGGAUUGCUAUCAAGCACUGCUGGUACAUCCCGCAGCAUGGCGGACGAGGCAAGAGCUGCGAGGAUGCAGAGCUGCAGUCGGCGGGUGCGGGCUCUGUCUAG
Phytophthora sojae is the source of this 1479-nucleotide messenger RNA. RefSeq lists its product as hypothetical. NCBI's taxonomy places the organism in Eukaryota, Oomycota, Peronosporomycetes, Peronosporales, Peronosporaceae. The transcript has a single exon. The coding region runs from base 1 to 1479 and encodes 492 amino acids. Gene Ontology annotation, molecular function: ferric iron binding; ferrous iron binding; acid phosphatase activity. The record is from RefSeq and is a predicted model, not a curated record.